This is a messenger RNA of Paramisgurnus dabryanus, 3820 nucleotides long. RefSeq lists its product as uncharacterized. Lineage: Eukaryota; Metazoa; Chordata; Actinopteri; Cypriniformes; Cobitidae. The record is from RefSeq and is a predicted model, not a curated record.
CGUGGCUUGUGGUCUAGUAGUUUUCAGAUGGCUAUGUUUGGAGAACUUCGGUGUGCAAUUUUAACGAUGCACCUGUGUUAGCCAAGUGAUAACAGAACAGGUAAAUCAGGAAGUAAACACGCGCGUCAGGUUCUCAGACCAAACACGUACUUUAUGAAGAUGAAAUCUAAAAGAAGUAGUCUUUUUAGCUCUCCAGACUGACAUGAACAUCCUGCUGCAUCCUGCUGUUGUUUUCAUAUUGACAGGUCUGGCUUUGGUCGUCGUGUGUUUGGACCCUGUUCCCAUUCAGUUUGUGAAAAACCCAGUGCUGGUGGCGUCGGGAAACAAUGCGAUCUUCACGAUACAGACGGCUUCUGAUGCGUCCCUUAUCAGAUGGAUUACUCCAGGAAACAUCACACUGGCCAUGUGGACGAACGGAUUGCCGGUUUUACUACAAGUACCCGGAUACCAGGGCAGAAUCUCUGUUACCGCCACUCAGCUUACAAUCACCAACAGCCAGCUUAGUGAUUCUGGCACUUAUAGUGUCUCAGUCGAACCUUCUGCAUCCAGUGGACUCGGGGUUAACACACAAUCGAUACAGCUCAAAGUGUUGGAUGCUGUGAAUGGAGUGACUUUGUCUCUACCCGGGGUGCCUCAGGAAGGCAAAAACAUGUCAUUGCUUUGCAAAUGGUCAGCGGGCACUGAUGUCAAUGUGCUUUGGGGUAAAGGAGGUGGUGCACUGUCCUCUGACACCCGCAUUACAAUCAAUGGUGGAUCUCUGGUCAUCAGUCCGGCCAGUAGAGAUGAUUCAGGACAAUAUACAUGCACGGUCAACAACUCUGUCAGUGCUCGAACUGCCAGCUCCAGCCUCAGCGUUUACUAUGGUCCAGAUGCCCCACAGUUGAAUAAGACCUCAUCUGCGUGCGUUGGUGGAGGAGACGCAACAGUCGGCCAAACCGUCCAUCUCACCUGCACAUCCGCAUCUCUACCUCCAGCUUCAUUCUCGUGGGAACUUAACGGCCAACCGGUGACCGCGGGCCAGUCGGGCACUGGCGUGCUGGAUCUGCAGAUCUACUCGACCAGUCAGGGUGGCCGUUACACCUGCACAGCACGAAAUGACAUCACAGGGGCGACAUCUGCGCAGCAGAUUGAUGUGCUCAUUGUAGGCACUUGUCUCAGUGGAGGAGCUGUGGCAGGUAUCGUUAUUGCCUGUUUUGUUGCGCUCCUCAUAAUUAUCAUUGUCAUUAUUGUGCUUUUGCGACAAAGAAAAGUUGAUCAAAGAGUCAAGGAAGCUUUUGAACUUCAGAAAGCAAACCAGAAUAACGGCCACAUGGUUUCUGUUCCUCCACUGCACAACAACAAUAAUCCUCCUGUCAAUGGAAACCUAAACAACUCGAGCUCACAGAACCAGCAGAUCUUUACCAGUCUUCCCAAUAACAGCAAUGGGAACAUUCAUGCAACGGCACAAAACGGCCUUGGCAACACCAACCCACUCCGUCACAAUGGACAUCUGAGCACUGAUGCUUUCCAGCACAACCUAAGUGCACUUUCAAACAAUGGCUAUCCAUAUCCAAACAACUCCAGGUCGAACCCACAGCCUGCCCAACAGAAUCCUAACAUUUUGAUUCAAACGGGUAAUUCUCAACCUGGUGCGCCUGUCCCUACAGUUCAUGUAAACCUCAACACGUUGCCAAAUACUGACCAGCACAUAAGCGCACAGCCUCACACAGUCAAUGUCAAUCUCAACACGUACCCUCAAGAAGCAAGCCACCCAAGUCACCAACACGCUGACCAGAGGGAAAGCACGACACAGAGACAAAACACUAACCCCGAUCAUCUGAAUCCAUCUCAGGGUGGCUCUCCACGAUCGGAUAAUACAGCACAGACCGGGGUUGACGAUGCUUUGAAUAGAUCUCAUCAACCCAGUGGACUCAUUCAGACCAGUUACUCGCAUCCUAGUAACCGAACAGAUACCAGACGUCGCCCUGACAACUCGCAGUCAUCGAAAGAAGAGCCUCCCCGACGUUCCAACCCAACUCAGAUGCCGUGGGACCUUUGGCGGGGGACACCAGCUUACCCCAACCCCCAAAAUGACAACUCCGACAGCGGUGGAUCCUCAGAACGGCGGCCUAGAUCUCCACGAGACGCACGGGGUGCUCGUUCCGGUCAGAGGCACAGAGUUGCAGAACCUCCCAACCCCCAAGUUGACAGCUCGGACAGCGGUGGAUCCUUAGAGCGGCGGCCUAGAUCCCCACGAGACGCACGGGGUGCUCGUUCCGGUCAGAGGCACAGAGUUGCCGAACCUCCAAGUGGGGUGACCCAGACAGCUCCUGCGACCCGAGGAAGAGACCCCCAGAGAUCGGUCGCACCUAACCACUCUCAAAUCGGCCCCGAUGUGCAGAACAUUAUACAGUCUCAAAACCAGACCGCCCCUAGACAAGCAGUAACUCAGGCCCGACUCCCUCAGAGUCAGAACUUUCCUCAGAAUCUACCUCAAGAAGCAACCAUACUUUAUCACACCGAGACACACGAUCGUCCUCGGACACAAGCGACCCAUCCACAAGCACAAACGGGUGCCAGAGCAAAUCACACGCAGACCAUGCCACAGCCGUCUAGCCCUCUAACUCAGGAAGCCCUUCGCCAGCACACCAUCCAGACGGAGAACCCCUUCAUCAACCAAAACCAGCAGACUCAAGCCGUCCUGCAGACGGAGAACCCCUUCAUCAACCAAAACCAGCAGACUCAAGCCGUCCUGCAGAACCCCGGUGCUCCAUCUAAACCUUCUCAACCCACACAGAAGCUCAACAAAGCAGGUAAGAAGCCACCCACUCCACCUCCGGUGCUGCAGCCAGCCGAGUUCCAGGCGCUGCCACGGGAACGCGUGCACCAGACGCGCAACCUCCAGCCUGUGCAUGUGGUCCGGCAACCCGUUCACAUGCCACAACCACACAGAUCUCCAAACAUGCACAGGCAGACUCGAGUAUGGCAUACAAGCCCUCAGCGAAUGCCAGGCAUGCCCCCAGGCAUGCACCCAGGCAUGCACCCAGGCAUGCACCCAGCCAUGCACCCAGGCAUGCACCCAGGCAUGCACCCAGCCAUGCAUGGACAGCCUGCACAUGUGCGGCAGGUCCACAGAGGAAAACCCAGGCACUGAGAAAACACAAACCGCUUGCAUUGAGAAAAAAAAACUCUUCUUACAAAGCACAUUCUGUUUCUGUUUGGAUGAAGCACAAGAUAUUUUUUUUCUAAAAGCGCAUUAUUAAUAAUAGGACUGAUCUCUCGUUCUCGCUGGCACUGCUGUGUGGCUGUUAAACAGGCCAUCGUGUGCAUAUCAGGACAGUACUGAUGGAAAUUGAUUCAGGACUUGAGCUGAACUACUAAAUGAUAAAUAAUGGACUGACACUCUUGUGUUUAUUCAGUCCUCUGCUCACAGAUCCUUCAUGUCAUUGCUCAGUUAGCGCGUUUCGCUACGGUGCGUUCGUGGAUGGAUUGUGCAUCUGUGUAUGAAGGAGACUCGACUCAUGGACUCAUAUUAAUUUAUCUCUUUUAUUUAGCAUGUUAAUGAUGUGAAAAAUGCUAAUAACUUUAGCAUAAACAGGCCUGGUUUAUUAUAUGUCACCCUGACUGUAUAAACCCAAAUAAAGUCAUUUAUUUUGUGAUUUACUAUUUUCUACAUAAACUUAUCCUACAUAAUGUAAAGAACAUUCUUAAGAUACAAUCUUGAUAUAUUUUAAUACUGACUGAGUCAAGAUUGAAAUCAAUGUGAAAUAAAUGAAUAAAAUGAAACAUUGGUGCUCCUUAUCUCAUCACUUCAGUCUGGAUUUCACAGACAGGGUCACAC